Molecule: messenger RNA, 3341 nt
Organism: Spodoptera litura
Lineage: Eukaryota; Metazoa; Arthropoda; Insecta; Lepidoptera; Noctuidae
Gene: mmy
Product: UDP-N-acetylglucosamine pyrophosphorylase mmy
Biological process (GO): UDP-N-acetylglucosamine biosynthetic process
Molecular function (GO): UDP-N-acetylglucosamine diphosphorylase activity
Source: RefSeq, a predicted model, not a curated record
AUUACCACAUCGAAAUGCAUGCAAAAAUGUAAAUAUGAGAUUUGUAUACAAAAAUGUCUGGUAAAUGUCACAUGAAGCCGACGUGUCUGCAUUCGAGUUAGUUAAAAUCGUGUGGUGGGAGAAUUUUGUGAAAAUGUUAUCUCGUUCGUAACCAUGAGUUGUAGUCAGUGUACGCUUUCUAAUCGCCGUAGACAGUCGCCGCGUAAACAAUAAUGUCUUACGAUAGCAUUUUCGAAAACCUAAACUCUCACGGACAAGGCCACUUAUUAAAAUACUGGCCAGAUCUCACCGAAAAAGAGCGCGCACAACUAUUGAGCGAUUUAAAAAAAAUCGAUUUUGCCGAAGUGAACGAAUUAUUCCGCCGCGCUAACGAUACAAGUAAAGUUAUUCUAGAAGAAAAAGUUGAAGAUUUAAAGCCUAUUCCGGACUCUCAUUAUGAAGCAGUGCCUAAUUUGAGUAACGAAAAAAUUUUGGAGUACGAAAAUAUUGGUCUGAAAGAAAUUAGUGAUGGGAAAGUUGGUGUUUUGUUGCUGGCCGGUGGACAGGCGACUCGACUUGGAUUCGGCCACCCAAAAGGUAUGUACGAUGUCGGUUUACCAUCGAGAAAAACUCUAUUCCAAAUUCAAGCGGAGAGGAUUGUCAGAGUGCAACAAAUGGCCGCUGAGAAGUACGGAAAGGAGGGGAAAAUUACCUGGUACAUUAUGACUUCAGAACACACGAGGGGCCCAACCGCUGACUAUUUCAGAAGUCAUAACUACUUCGGUUUGAAUGAGGAAGAUAUUGUAUACUUCGAGCAGGGAACUCUCCCAUGCUUUGAUUUUGAAGGAAAAAUAUUUUUAGAUGAGAAACACCAUGUUUCAUCUGCUCCAGAUGGCAAUGGAGGACUAUACAGAGCCUUAAAAAGUCAGGGUGUAUUGGCUGAUAUAGCGAAACGAGGUGUAGAGCAUCUCCAUGCUCAUUCAGUUGACAAUAUCCUUAUUAAAGUAGCUGACCCCGUGUUUAUAGGCUACUGUAAGAGCAAAAAUGCUGAUUGUGCAGCCAAAGUCGUACAGAAGUCCACACCAAGUGAAGCUGUAGGUGUUGUUUGCAGAGUAAAUGGUCACUACAAGGUAGUAGAGUACUCUGAACUUACUGAUGAAGCCGCAGAAAGUAGAACAGCUGACGGCAGACUCACAUUCUCCGCAGGAAACAUCUGCAACCACUACUUCUCAUCACAAUUCUUAACAAAAAUCUGCAAUUUUGAAUCGAAACUGAAACUCCAUGUUGCCAAAAAGAAGAUUCCUUACGUAGACCAUGAAGGAAUCCGUCAGAAACCUACAGAACCGAAUGGAAUUAAGAUGGAAAAAUUCAUCUUUGAUGUGUUUGAGUUUGCCGAGAACUUCAUCUGUUUGGAAGUAGCAAGAGAUGUUGAAUUCUCUGCUUUGAAGAACAACGAUGCUGCUAAAAAGGACUGUCCAUCGACUGCUCGGGAGGACCUCUUAAGAUUACACCGUAAAUAUGUUAGAGAAGCCGGUGGUAUUGUUGAAGACAACAUAGAUGUAGAAAUUUCUCCAUUGCUAUCUUACGGUGGUGAAAAUCUGGAGGACCUUGUCAGUGGAGAAGUCUUCGCAAUCAGUCCGUACCAUCUGAAGAGCAUGCAGGAGUCUACGGCCAAUGGGAACGGAGUUAAUGGUACCAAUGGAUCUAACGGUACUCAUUAAAAGUGUUGUGCUAUGUGAAAAGACUUCGGUGGUCGAAAAUGUCAUAUUACGGUCCCAUUUCAGUUCUACAAGUGAUCACAAAGUGUUAAUUUUAAGUGUUUCAGUUUAUUAAACUAGGGCACUGUCGACUUUAUACUUAUUUUACUUCGAAAUAUUUACUGGACAAUCUGGACUAACAUAAUUAUAACUACAAACUUAAAAAUAAAUUUAUUGUUUUCAUAAACUUUAGCAUACAUAAAAAAAUGAUAGGCUGAAUUCUAUAAUGCCUCUAUUAAAAAAGUACCUUCUAUAGUCUAUUUAUUUGCAAAAAAAAAUUGUGUAUAUUUUUUAUAUUUUUUUUAAAGGACUAAGUGAUGUUAAAAAUUUUAGUCAUUAAUUAAAUAAGAUUUUAAUAUUACUUUAUUACUUUAAUUUUGUAACAACUUCCAGUUAUAGCAAUAAUUAGUUUAAUGUGUAUAGUUCUAAUUAUGUACCUAGUUAAAAAUAAAUUGCGAAAUGAAAUUGGUACCUUGAUAAAAUACAUACCUACUUACUUGGUGAAUGAUAGUUACAAUUAGGUAAAAUUGCGUAUAUGAUAAAAUUACAGACUAAAUCUGUAAAGAAAACUAAUUUUAGUUAACUAUUUUCGCAUAUUUACGUAUUUUGUUCUAGCCGAUAAAAAUGUUGCCCCAUUUGUGGACUAAACUAAUUAAAGUAUCUUAUUUUAAAACUGCUAAGUCCAAUUUUUCCAAUAGUUAGUUAACAUUUUUCACUUUUGGCGGCAUUUUUGACAGUUCUUUAUUAUAAUCUGUAAAUUACCCCAAUACCACAACUUCUAAUUAUUUUUCUAAUCGUUUAUCAGAUGCGGCACAUUUUUUUUAUUCCCCGAUUAAAAUUCUUAGCUAUAAUUUUCUUUACUAUUCUUUAUUGCGCAAAGUAAUCGACAAUAAUUUUAUUAGUGUUAUAAAACUGGUUAUCUAGAUUGUUCCUUUGUUUCAAAACCGUAAUUUAAAAUAAGAAUUCAGUUUAAUAUUAAUCUAUUUGCUAUGCGCUAAUCUAUUAGGCUUCACAAGUUAACGUCAUUUGAAAAAAAAAGGAAAAUAUAUUUGGUUCUGUAGAUUCCAUAAUAGCAGUUUCAUUAGACAUGAUCUAACUCAGAUGGGAGAGCCUCUUUUGUCCAAACAAAGUAAAAUAAAGUGGAAUAACUGCAAGUUUAUUCUAUAAUUGUAAAAAUAUGGGUGCCAGAGAUAGUUAGUUAAUAAAAAUGUAGCUUCUCGAUCAUUCUGAUAGAUUUUUCCAAAGCAAGGCUAACAAAGAAAUCAAGCUGUACCUACCUAUUUCAAUAAUAAAUAAUUUAUGUCAACUAAUAAUAAUUCCAAGGAGGUCGGUACCAGUUUUCCGUUCACUAUGGACAACCUGUUUUAAGUGUCAAAGUUAUUUGAAAUUCGAAUUUUUAUUCUGUCAAAUAUUGCCGCCAGAAUUUCGCUUUUAAUCUCAAGGUCGUCUGUGAAUCUUGUUUUGAACCUGUUUGGUUAGCAACCUCCUUUCGUUAGGUCACGAUUACGAAUUUUUCGAAGCUAAGUAUAUGCUGAAAUCAGUGUUAAAAAAUAAUAUUGUGAUAAAAAUGAUUGAAAUCUUUGUAGAUAAAUAUUAAUUGAUAUA